GGCUUGCCCGGUGCGGUGAUGCCGGAAGACAGAAAGCAGGAACGGCCGCACUGCUUCCUAGGAGAGGUGCUGUCCCACGGGCAGGGACGGAACGUGUUACUCCUCUGCCAGACCGACAGUGGCCCUCGGGCUGAGAGUGACCGGUGCUGCUGACCCCAGUAUCGUCUCGGUAGGCCCUUCCCGGCGGAACACGAUGGGCCGCGCCGAUUCCCGCCCGGACCAGUAGCGCUAAGCACCGGGCGCCGUCGGAGCGCUUAUGGUGGCACCGGAAGCCGCCACAGCGGGCAGGUUCGAGGUGCCCGGGCAUUGACAGAACAAAUAUGUUUCCUCUCAUACAACGGUGCUGCCUCAACACACCUUUCAAACUGCAGAAGUUAACUGGUCCCAGUCUGCUGCUCUAUGGGAAGAACAAGACAUCUUGGUCGUCCUUGGCCCUCCGGCUGCAGAGAGAUGCACGUCCUCUCUCAACAUCUCAGAGCCUCAAACCAGCAUCAGUUUACACAACCAAGCUCCAGGCUUUUCACACCUCUCUUCCUGUCUUCAAGAAGAAAACCCCUGCAGAAUCUGAGGCAGAAUCACAUAAAAGCCUGGAAUCACUGAAGGAUUGUCCCAAGCCAGUCCUUUACUUAAGCCUUGGGGGGCUGAUUCCAUUUGUGGCCGUGCCACUGGCCUUGGCCGUGCAGGGCACCUACUGCCCUCAGCUGGCCUUUGCUCAGGUUGCCUACGGUGCUGUAACAGCGUCAUUCCUGGGGGGAAUGAGGUGGGGGUUUGCUCUCCCAGAAAACAGCCCAGCCAAGCCAGACUGGCUGAACAUGGCUAACGGCACAGUUCCUCCUCUGCUUGCCUGCCAAGCCUUGCUUUUCAAAGAUGUCACUCAGGGAGCAGUAAUGCUCGUGCUGGCCUUAGGGAUAGCACUGCAUUAUGACAUUUCCCUUCUUCCGACUUACCCCAGGUGGUUUAAAGUACUGAGGGUGGUGGGAACAACAGUGAUGAUAUUAUCCCUGUUGGCCACUGUAGCACUGAAAGCUUUCUUAGAAGGGGAGCAAAGUGAUGACAGAAAAAUAUGGCAGAACACAAAUAAAUAAAUCAAUAAGGAAAAGCUGUUAUCUGCCAAUAAGGUACUUAUAUGGAGUUCCAGGAGAAGUAAAGACUGUUUGUGCUUAGAAGUCAUAUGACGGCAGGGAUCAAGAUGCUUAUUCUUGAAGCAAAGUGAUUUUCCAACUGAUUUUGAAGCUAGUUCAGGAGGAGAGGAUUGUGAAUAGCAAUUACUUCCCAGGCAAGCUUGAAUCUGUCCUUUUCUGUAGAAUGAAGAAUCACUCCUCAAUGAGAUAUUGCUACUUUAGGAAUUUAGAAUGCAGAUUCAAAAUUACAUGGGUAUGAAUUGCUCUGUGCUGAACUAUGAAAGCAUCUGUUUUGACUGUAAUGUGUGAUCAUGUUCUGAGGUGGGGAAAACAACAGUAACAAGGUGAAAGCAGUUCUACUUUGGUGUUUAAAGGAGUAGCAGACAAUUAAGCAAAAGCACAUUCUACUCAGUUGCUGCAUUGUGGAACACGACUCAGAUUUCACUCCUAUAUUCAGAGAAGGUGCUGAAAAUCAGAUUGGUUUGGGUUGGAAUGGGCCUUAAAGAUCGUCUCGUUCCAAUCUCCUGCUGUAUACAGGGACACCUUCCACUAGAUCAGGUUGCUCAAAGCCCCAUCCAGCCUGGACACUUCCAGGGAUGCUGUGUGAGGAAAUUCUCAGUGCAGUGUCAGGUAAGUGUCCUGGUUUGGAGGACAGGUAUCUGCCAAUAAAGGCAGAAGUCUUCCUUUGAAAUAGAGACCCCAG
This is a messenger RNA of Ficedula albicollis (Collared flycatcher), 1824 nucleotides long. It is a transcript of the gene TMEM69, whose product is annotated as transmembrane protein 69. The transcript has 3 exons. Bases 321 to 1085 code for a protein of 254 amino acids. NCBI's taxonomy places the organism in Eukaryota, Metazoa, Chordata, Aves, Passeriformes, Muscicapidae. The record is from RefSeq and is a predicted model, not a curated record.